AUGAUUCCGAUUCUUUUGAUACGCUUUGAGAAACUGGAACAAAGAAGUAGAAUAAGCGUCUGCUCUCGAUUCAGAAAAGAUGUCUCUAGUUAUUAUAAUUGGACUUUACCAUACCCGGAUUUAAACGGUUCCUGCACUCAGCCUACCUAUGAUAUAGCUACAGAUAACAACAAUGCUCUUAGAGAACUCAAUUACAUGCGAUGGCUUGUUGGAUUCGAUACUACAACAGUUUUAGAUGAGAAUUUCAAUGAUCAAGUAGUUCAAUGUGCAAUGAACUGUGCUGCAAAUGGAAGAUUAGAUCAUUAUCCAUCACCAACUUCAAAAUGCUAUACGGGUCCAGCAUUUUGGGGUUGCCGCUUUUCAAAUCUUGCAGCUGCUGGUGCUAUUUUGAAUGCACCAAAUGCGCUUCAGCAACUUAUUGAAGAUUCUGGUGACAACAAUCUAGAAGUAGGCCACAGAAGAUGGAUUUUCUAUAAUGGACUUAAAAGAACGACCUUUGGAGGUGCAUAUGAUUCACAAUCUCCAUUGUAUCAAUGUGCUGUAGCGCAGAGAGUUGUAUUCGGAGAUGAUACUCCACUGCAGGUUUUGCCCUUCACCGCUUACCCUCCUCCUGGAUAUUUCCCGGCUCAGUUUGUUUAUAGUAGAUUCAGUUUUUGGGCUCCAGGAAUUCCUUCAAAUGCCGAAUUUAAUAUAUCAGUUAAAAUCAAUGAUGAACCUCAAAACCUAACAGAGAAAUAUAGUUUCGCGCGAGUUGAUGUUGGAGAUGGAGUUGGAGGCGUGAUGUUUUCGUUUGCUAAUUAUAUUCGCUUUUCUAAAAUUGUUAACAAGAGAAUUGACAUCCAAAUCAAGUGUGCAGACAAAGUCUACGAUUAUACAAUAUAUCCUAUUGAUUGUAGUGAUAAACCAAUGCGAACACCAGUUCCAACAAUCGAAGGUGACGAUUAUGACAAACUUGACAUUGGCGAAGCUCCAAAACAAAAACGCCAGAAGAAAGUUGCUAUUGGUGCUGGUGUUGGUGUUAGUCUUGUUGUUAUUGUUAUCAUUAUUCUUGUUUUAUUUAUUGUUUUUCGUCAUGGUUGUUCACAUAAUCACGACAACGACGAAACCAACAACAACAACAAUAACAAUGACAACAAUGAUGAUCAUUCUGAUAGUGGCGAAAACCAUCUUGAAGAUUAA
Molecule: messenger RNA, 1179 nt
Organism: Trichomonas vaginalis G3
Lineage: Eukaryota; Parabasalia; Trichomonadida; Trichomonadidae
Product: DNA-directed 5'-3' RNA polymerase protein
Exons: 1
Coding region: 1-1179 (392 amino acids)
Source: RefSeq, a predicted model, not a curated record